AAAAAGAAGACGCUGUUGAAUGUCACGGUUGCUGCCACCACACCUUCGAGACGUCUUCCAAGAAAUACAGUCAUAACUGCAUCAGUGCCACGGAGAGGCGACGCCACUUCUGCAGCCACCAGCUCUGCAACAGGCUCAAUAAGUCGCUGCAAUGGCAUACACGCAAAUGCCAGGUAUAGCAGCAGUGGGACAAGAUGCACCAUCUCCUGGCCAGCAGUUUGGAAUAAAAGCAACAGGUGGACCAAUGGUACAAGGUCCGACUCGAUCACCAGAGUUGAUUCAAUAUCAGGCAGGUCAUACUGCACAACCCCCGAAGGCAUUUCUACAGCAACUUGAGCUACGGUCGUUCUCCGUCAUGUGUCCACCUGGCUUGGAAUAUAUGUCGGGCAUUGCCCAACUCAUCAUCGAGAGACAACGAACGGGCGUCGGUGUUCUGAAUCGCUACGACGCACAAAGUAGAUACGCCAUAAAUACCAGCCAAAAUGAAACCAUUUACAACAUCGGUGAAGUAAGUCACUGUAACUGGCAGUGGUGGUGGAAAACGAGCCGAAGCUUAGAGAUGCACAUAUAUGACUUUCAAGACCGUUACGUCAUGAGGUUCAUUCGACCCUACAGAUGGCAAAGCAAUUUCAGAGGAUGCUUCUGCUGUUGCUUCCUUCAGGAAUUGGAAGUCCAGGCACCUCCUGACAAUACAAUAGGCUUCGUGUUCGAAGAGUGUUCCCUCUGCAGGACAUCAUUUAGCAUUUGUGAUCGAACUGGAGUGCAAGUGAUGAGAGUUCAAGGUCCAUGCUUCACACAGAGCUGUUCAUGUUGUCCGACCGUCACAUUUCAGGUCCUUACUCUGGGGAACAACAGGAUAGGUACAGUGGCAAAGGAGCCUGCUACACAUAAGAAGAAAACGGCUGUCUAUGCUGACAUGAUUAGUGUUUCUUUCCCCCAUGAUCUGGACGUUCACGCCAAGGCCUGCCUCAUUGCUUGUGCUAUGUUGAUUGAUUACAUGUUUUUCGAGGAAGAUUGUUGCACGUGCUAUUGUUCCCGGUGUUGCGGCGGAUCAAACGCCAAGCCAUGAAGGAACGGCGCAUCUUCCACAAGUCAAGCUACAUUGUAAAACAUAAGGCAGCAUUCUCAUCGAUAUAAUACAAUGCAUGAACAAAGGAGGAUGAGACAACCGAGCUGAUGUAUAAUAAAAAAACGUAUUAUU
This is a messenger RNA of Ornithodoros turicata, 1201 nucleotides long. RefSeq names its product phospholipid scramblase 2-like. Gene Ontology annotation, molecular function: phospholipid scramblase activity. The transcript is spliced from 7 exons. The record is from RefSeq and is a predicted model, not a curated record. Gene Ontology annotation, cellular component: plasma membrane. Gene Ontology annotation, biological process: plasma membrane phospholipid scrambling. NCBI's taxonomy places the organism in Eukaryota, Metazoa, Arthropoda, Arachnida, Ixodida, Argasidae. Bases 152 to 1069 code for a protein of 305 amino acids.